Messenger RNA from Sycon ciliatum, 1790 nucleotides. RefSeq lists its product as uncharacterized. The record is from RefSeq and is a predicted model, not a curated record. Bases 302 to 1324 code for a protein of 340 amino acids. The transcript is spliced from 12 exons. Lineage: Eukaryota; Metazoa; Porifera; Calcarea; Leucosolenida; Sycettidae.
UGAUCAUGUUGAAGAAAAUCAUUCAAACGAAGAGAACUAACUAUUAGAAAGAUGCAGGUAGUAGAGAGAAGAGAAGUUUAGAGAAGUACAGGAACGAAGAAAUGGAGAAGAGAAACGUUGUUGAGAUGAAGCGUAGAGAGAAGAGCAGAGAGACCGACUGGAAAGAAGUUCUACAGAAGACUUGAGGGUUGAAGAAAGGUGAGAGGAUAGACAGAGCGACAAUAGCAAAGAUAUAGUCGGCAGCGAAUUCAAAGAAUGUGGAUCUGGUUGACAAGCUCCACCAUCAGGGCAAAGGAGUGGUAUGGCCUGUUCAGGACUUUGCUUGGGUGUCCUGAUUGGCUGCUUGCUUCUCUUCUGUCCCCUGUUGCUGACAGGCUGCAAUGGUCAACAUGUCAGUCUAAAUGCUGCUGGUACACGACAGUUAGCACCAUACAGGGUGACAUUUGGUGAUGGACAACCUGCAGUCAAUUUUACCAGUUACUUACCUGUAUGCUUGGUGGCCAGUGGAUCAGGACCAUUCAUUCGACUAGAGAAGACUGAUGGUAGUCUAGUGUGGGCUGAGACAGGUGCCUUCUCAGGAGGUACUAUUGUACAGGUGAACAGCACAGUACAUCCUAUACUGAACACUUCAUACACUGGACUGUACCAUUGCAGAACAGUGGAUUACAACUCAACAGAAACAUAUCAACUCAACAUUGUAGAACUUUGUCCAGAUCUCAUUUUUGCAAAACACAACUUCAAACCCAUUACUGAUUUUAGCAGAGCGAUUGGCACGAACAUAUCAAUAAGUUGUCAAGCUGGGUUUCUUGCUAACACCAGUCUGGAUGUGACCUAUUCUACAUGCCAGAGUGGCGGAGUAUGGAACCCAAGACCACCAGCAUGUGAAAGUUGCAGAGUUAGAUGUUCCGAUGACAUCAAUGUUGAAUCCUGUAAUCACGUGAUGGGACAAGGCACUGUCAACUGUAUUUGUAAACUAAACUAUAUAUGGGCAGGGAGCAAGUGUGUGGUAGUCUCUCCUACAAGUCCUGUUACCAAUGUAGUCUCUCCUACAAGUCCUGUUACCCGUGUAGUCUCUCCUACAAGUCCUGUUACCCGUGUAGUCUCUUCUACAAGUCAUGAUACCAGUGAAGUCUCUCCUACAAGUGAUGACACCAGUGCUAUGUCAAGUGGAACACGAUCCUUGCAUCCGCCUUCCACUGCCGAUGAUUCUACAAAGCAGCGUGUAUCAACUGGAGCUAUCGUUGGCAUUGCUAGUGUAGUAAGCAUCGUGACAGUGGCAUGUGCCAUCCUUCUCACCUUUAAGAUGAAGAAGGUUGACAGGUAGGAUCUUACUAUAAAUUUCUACUUUAUACUGGUGUGGCGGCGGCUUGUGUACUGUUUGCUCUUGGUCUCUACUGUAAAUUACCACCAGAGCACCCCACCUUGAUUUCACAGCCAGGGAAAACACAUAAUCCUAUGGCAGAGUGCAAUAGAUUGUGUGCGAUGUGAGAGCCUUAGUGUACUAAAGUCACACUUAGGUUUUUGUGUGCAGCUCGUGCCCGCCAAAUGUUAACGUGUAUACGGAUUGACUGCACAACGUGCAAUGUGUAUACACGGUUCGUGUGGUAUGACCUACAGACAGGACCCCACGUCCACACUAUGACCAGAAAAGGACGCCCCGUACUCGCUGUACUUUACGCUACUUACGUGUAUGCGCUCAUAGGAUAUGAAGGAUGGCUAGUGGCUCUGGAAAUUACCUACAUCCGAAGUGCCACCAGCAGUUACAUGUUGCCCUGCCUUUACAAUGAGAA